Adineta ricciae is the source of this 1437-nucleotide messenger RNA. NCBI's taxonomy places the organism in Eukaryota, Metazoa, Rotifera, Eurotatoria, Adinetida, Adinetidae. The record is from the annotation of a GenBank genome assembly.
AUGACGACCAGUGAUGGCGUCACUCUUCGUCAUCCGCCAAUUCCAAUGGUUGAUGUUCAUCCUCGAUUAGAUAUCGAUACUAUAUCGAUACUUAGUUCUCAAUCGGAUAGUGUUCCACAUUUAUCGUCCUACAUUGAAUCUGACGAUGAAGGCAAGGGUUUAGUGGGCAGUAACUCAACACGUUUACAUGAAGCGAUCGCUCAAACUUCAUCCUUAACAUCUGCAUCUCAACAUCAGCCGUCGGCAUUCAAAAAAGAUUGGGCCAUGUACUUGACGAAAACAAGUAAUGGUGGUCAUAAUAAACACCGUCAUAAUAAUGAGAGUUCAAGUGAUACAAGUGAAAGUGACGAUGAUGACGAAUCAUCCUCGAGUAUUUCAGAUGAUAAUGGAAGUGAUCAAGACUUUGUCGAUGAUCCGUGGACAAUAAAUACCGUACAACGAGAAUAUUAUACAAAACAAUUUCGAGAUAUCCAGCCAGAUAUAACAAAAAUAAUUAGUGGUAAUAUAGCAAAAGAAUUCUUUGAACGUUCACAUUUACCAACAAGUGAGCUGUCACAAAUUUGGAACCUAUCGGAUGUUAAUCAUGAUGGUGCAUUGUCACUUGCUGAAUUUUGUACUGCUAUGCAUCUUGUCGUUCUACGUGUUAAUGGUUUCGAAUUGCCUGAUGAACUUCCACCACAAUUACAGCCAUAUACACCAUUAAUUGAUUUAUCCGAUUCGACAACACAGCUUUCACAAACAAAUGAACAAGCAGAGAAUUGGGCAAACUUUAAAACUACUAACAGUGAACUGCCACCUAAUCCACCAUUAAAUCACGAUGAAAAUCCAAAUGCACCGAAACAAUUCACCUACGGGCCACCAUUACCUGACAAUCACCGCAUUGUUGCGCCAGUUGCUGUUCGUUUAUCUCCACCACCUCAUUUACCACCGACGGCAUCAGUUGCUACUCCAAGCGCGACAUCGAAACCACCUCCACCUCCGCCGCCCCCGCGUGUGCCUGGGCGAACAGCGUCAGUUGAUAUUCCACCCCAACCAGUUCUACCACCACGUACAAUAGUCAAUGACACACCUCAACGAAAUCUCACCCUAACUACCAGCAAUAACAAUAGUUCGUCUACGAAUACGACGCCCUAUUUCUACAAUCGAACGCGACCAUCAGUUGCAUCUACACCUCAACAACCGGAUGCAAACAUUCUUCUUGGCCAGAUACGCGAUUUAUUACAGCCUGAUCAUUUACAAGAAUUAGCCGCAAUUAUCUCAACACCAUCAGCUACCACGAUUGAGAAUCUCCACGUAGCAUUAAAUCAAACGAAAACACGAAAUUCAGUACUCAAAGCCCAAUUGAAACAUUGGGAAGAUCGACUGACAGAUCUCAUUGAUAAACGUAUCUCAUUAGAACUUCAAUAUAAAUUGCAACAGCAACAGCAACAGCAGUAG